Seriola dumerili (greater amberjack) is the source of this 3229-nucleotide messenger RNA. Its product is annotated as SLIT-ROBO Rho GTPase-activating protein 3-like. The record is from RefSeq and is a predicted model, not a curated record. The transcript is spliced from 22 exons. Bases 111 to 2630 code for a protein of 839 amino acids. Gene Ontology annotation, cellular component: cytoplasm. Gene Ontology annotation, biological process: negative regulation of cell migration; signal transduction. NCBI's taxonomy places the organism in Eukaryota, Metazoa, Chordata, Actinopteri, Carangiformes, Carangidae.
UUACUUGAGAGCUUACUGUGCUAUUAACUGGCAUUAUUUAGUUGCCUCAGUCUGGAGAAGAGACAAGUCAAGACUUCUCCUCACCAGAAUUCCACCCAGUUGGAGCAACAAUGACUUCUCAUGUUAAACUCCGGAAAGAGAGGGUCGGUACGGUGGACUACGACACACAAAUCAAAGAGGUGCGUUGCCAGCUUGCAGACCAACUGAAAGUGUUGGACUUGCAACUUGAGCAGAAGAGCCAGCAGCUGCAGGACCUGACAGACUACCUGCGGCGACGGGGUGAGAUUGAAAGCGAGUAUUCCCGCUCCCUGGAAAAACUUGCUGAAAGGUUCACUUCCAGAAUUAAGAGGAAGGACCCCAGCAGUCACUCAGUGGCACAGGUCUGGUUGGCUCUGCUGUCCCAGACCCGCCAGGAAAGUAAAGAUCAUAAUGGACUGAGCGAGAGCUGCAGCAACUUCCUCAUUCAGCCCCUCACACACUGUCUGGAGUACACACAACGCCUUGCCAAGAAGAGCAAAGACAUCUGUUCUCAGCUGCAAGACGGACUACUCAAGGUUACCACAGAGCUACACACUGCAUGGCGCACGUACCACCAGUACCACUCAGAGUAUGUGUGUGCUGAGGGGAAGCUGAAGGAAGCAGAGAAACAGGAGGAAAAGCAGAAGCAGAGUGCUGCUAAAAAACUGGGGAGGUUGAUAGAAAAAAGACAAGGUAAGGUUCAAGAGAUAUACCUGAAGUGCAGCAAGGCCCGAAAUGACUACCUCAUAAACCUGGGUGCAGCCAAUGCCUCCAUGAAUAAAUACUACCUCCAAGACAUCUCUACUCUCAUCGACUGUGCGGAUGUAGGCUACCACCUCUCUCUGGAACGGGUGCUGGAGGCCUACCUGUCCAGACGGGGGCGGGCUCAGCAGAACCUGAGCAAGGGGCUCCAGCAGCUUCAAGUGGCCGUGUCCGGACUGGACCAGAGCCAGGACAGAGACACCCUCCUGCAGGACCAUUAUAACACCUUUUCUAUGCCCCUUCGGUUCGCCUAUCAGCCCCAUGACGGGGACCAGGUUUCUGAGGUCAGUGCAGAGUGCGAGAUGAGAUGUGAGCUGGAGACCAGAUUCAAACAGAUACAGACCAGACUGAAGGUGGUCACCCAGGAAACAGAGGAGGCUAGUAAGAACAUGUCAGCAGCCCAGUCCUCCCUGCUGGAGAAUAUCAGUGAUGAUGAUCUGGAGCACAGCAGCGGCAGCGGUUCGUCUCAGGACGGCAGCACUGAAAACCUGACAGUCAAGCCCAGUGUGGCCCGGCGCAGGGCCAACUUGCAGGAAAUAGAAAACCUCUACUUCACUAGAGUAAAGGAGCACCUUGUUGGCAGUUCCCUGGUAUCUAAACUGCAAGCCAAACAUGACCUGCUCAAAUUGGCAGUGGAAAAAGCUGAUGCAUCAAAUGGACAUCAACCGAGACUCAAUGGAAAGUCACUGCGUAUCAGGAAGAAUCACUCAAGUGCCAAUUUGAUGCACAACCACAAACUCUUCAGUGGAGACAUGCUCUCCUUCAUACAGGCAUCAGGACAACAGAUUCCAAUAGUUGUGGAAAGUUGCAUUCGCUUCAUCAACCUCAAUGGUCUCCAUCAUGAAGGGAUAUUUAGAGUGCCGGGGUCUCAGAUGGAGGUCAAAAACCUGAGGGAUGCUUUUGAGCGAGGAGAGGACCCCCUGGCUGAGCAGAGAUACGACCUGGACUCUGUGGCCGGAGUGCUGAAGCUCUACUUCAGAGGUCUGGAGAAUCCCCUCUUCCCCAUCGACAGCACCAACCAACUCCUGGAGCAUGCUCAAAUAAAGAACGAGGCAGAGAGAGCGGCUCAGCUCAAAACAGUCAUCUCUUCCUAUCCCGAGCCUGUCAUCAUCGUCAUGAGAUACCUCUUUGCAUUCCUCCAUCAUGUGUCGCAGUACAGUGACGAGAACAUGAUGCAGCCUUACAACCUGGCUGUGUGUUUUGGGCCCAGCCUAGUCAGAGGGGCUCAGGAUGACGAUGUUGUCACCCUGCAGCCUCAGAUCAACGCCUUGGUGAAAGGCAUCAUCCUCCAGCACGAAAGCAUCUUCCCCAGCCAGAGAGAAGUAGAGGGACCCGUGUAUGAGAAAUGCAUGACACUAGAACAGGAUGACUGUGAGCCUCUCAUUGAAGAAGGAGACGCGGAAGCAGAGUACACUCAGGGUAAAGAUGAGUUGGAAACGGGAUCCUCGGCUGACGGCAGCACUGGCUCCUCGGCGGCACCACCGCAGAAAGGGGCAGGACGUCCUAGAGCAAACAGCAGUGGCUCCAUCGACCAAAGGAGGUUAUCAGCUGGACCAGGAGGGGGCGGCAUCGCUUCAGGUGGAAAUUUACUGCUUCAGAUUCCUGUUGGGCCAAUGUGCAAGCCACGGCGGGUCCCCUCUCCUUGCUUUGUGCGCAGAGAUUUCCAGGAAAACUCAUCUUCUGAGGAUAUUUCUGUUCAUGUGGACAAGGAGGUCUGUCGCCAGAUGGACUCGGUCUUCAAGGAGCUCCUCUCACGGCAACCACUGCAGUAUCCCUCCUCCACCACUUCCUCUCCCUCUGCCCAAGCUCCCCAAAAGAAAGUGAAGCAGGGUGGACGGAAGGGAAAGUAGCAGGGCUCUUCAAAGCAGUAGAUCCACUGGACUGAGAGGACUGGCAUCAGUAGAUGACAUGAAAAGAGAGAGAGAGAGAUGAUAGAAAAUGAAAACUGAGGUGUGGGGUGAUGUGCUCUGACAGCAGCUUUCAACACAUCCAUUUCAAGAAAACUGAGAUCACUGACCCGUAGUCACUUCUCUGAGGCCCCUGUGAUCGGUCUUGGCCUCCUUCCACGGCGUGGCUCCCGGCUCAGGAGCCUUGUCGUUCACGUUUCGUGCAGCAGAUCCCUGCUGUGACUGCAGAUGUGCAGUACAACGUGGAAACUGUGGAUUACUUGAAAUGCACAGAUGUGUUUGUGUACAGUUGAAUGUAGUUAUGCAACUCAUGACUUUGGGGUGUUGAUAUUCAACUUUUUCCAGUUCAAGCCAAAUUUUCAAAUUAGUCAGUAGCCUACAUGCACAUACAUUUUCAUAGACUGUUUUCCAAAAUAAAAAGAAUCACAAAGUUGUUGAAACUGAGAAAAAACUGUGAACACUGGUUGUAAGGAAUUUGUAAAUAUUAAUUAUUUGUAAGGAUUUGUUGACAAAUAUUUGACUUGUCUGUAUAUCUGGGCAGC